AUGAAACGCAUCGCGGAGCGCCAAAUCCAGCGUGAAGACGGUGACGACCCACACGCCGUUGAAGAUGCCACUACUGAGGCUGCGUCCACGCACAUGCCGCGAGAGGCAGCGCCACGCGUAAUCCGCGGUUUGCCCAAGCGCAAGGGCGUCGCGCCGUCGCCCAGUGCACCGGCCUUAUCUGCCAACCCAUUUGCACAGCUGGCCCCUGCCACAAGCUCAAGCUCCCUCUUCGGUCAAGUUCAGCUCACACCGAAAAGCAGCAGCGGAAGCGCACCCACCGCACCAAAGGGCCCCGCGCCGCUACCGACGUCAUUGUCGCAGCCCGUGCUCCCAGUGGCGACCAAGCCCACACCGACUACGCACAACGAGCUCGAAUAUUGGAAAGGUGUGCGUGGCCUGAACUGGUCUAUGAUCCGGCAUCUCGUCCAAGUAUGGAAUGCAUCGGAUGAGCUGGCAGAUUUUCAUACAACCCUCUUGCAAUUUGCCGCGGCGUACCGCGAGCACCAUGAGGCUCUUGCAAGCAAGUGGCUCGGACAUACGCUAGAAACCUCCUCCCAAGCACUUGGAUCGGCUCCCACAGAGUCGGCCUCUUUGAGCUCACCGAAGGCGGCCAUGUCCACUGCGGGACCUAGCAAGUCCGCCUUCUCAUUUGGCGUCAAGCCAGUCAGUUCGCCGUCUUUCUCAUUGAGUGUGGGAAAACCGGCAGAUGCAGAAACGGGGUCAGCCAAGCCGGCCUUUUCGAUCGGCUCAUCCAACGAAAAGUCGGCCGCAGAGACAGGCAAGCCAGCUUUCAAACUGAGCCCAGCGAUGGAGUUGACAGGAAAGCCCGAUUCUUCGUCGAUGGAUGCACCAGUGAAGGCUGCAUCGGUGUCCGAUGAGUCCACAAAGGGAACGAAACCGGCCUUUUCUUUUGAUACCAAGGAAAAGACUGCCUCUGAGAUUGGCUUUUCUUUCGGUACGGCAAAGGAUGAUUCUGCUUCAAAGAAUACUGAUGGCAAGCCACCUUUUUCUUUCGGCACAGCCAAGGAGCCACAGGGCUUUUCCUUUGGUGCUGCGAAGGACGAUGCUGCUUCGAAGACUGCCGAGAGCAAGCCAGCAUUUUCUUUCGGCACAGCCAAGAAACCACAGGGCUUUUCUUUCGGUACGGCAAAGGAUGAUGCUGCUUCAAAGAAUACUGAUGGCAAGCCAGCAUUUUCUUUCGGCACAGCCAAGGAGCCACAAAGCUUUUCCUUCGGUACGGCAAAGGAUGAUUCUGCUCCAAAGACUACAGAUGACAAGCCAGCAUUUUCAUCUAGGACAGCCAAGGAAACUCAGGGUUUUUCUUUCGGUGCUGCGAAGGAGAACAAGCCGGUCUUUUCGCUCAGCACUGCCAAUGACGAUGCUGCCUCAAAGACUGCCAAGGACAAGCCGGCCUUUUCCUUUGGCACUGCGACACACGAUCCUGCUUCAAAGACUGCCGAGGAAAAGCCAGCAUUUUCUUUCAGCACGACUAAAGAGCCACAGACUUUUUCUUUCGGUACUGUGAAAGAGGAGGCUGCUUCAAAGACUGCCAACGACAAGCCGGCCUUUUCAUUUGGUACUUCUUCCCAUGCACUUACCCUUUCAUCUAGCACAAGUAAGGACCAGCCUACCCUUUCCUUUGGACAGUCGGCUUCUUCGAAAGUAAGCGACAGUGGCGAGAAGCAGACCAACGAAACGAGCGUGGAGAGCCAAGAAAUUGCACCUGCCGUUUCGUCCGUCCCUACGACUUCAGAAGAACCAUUGACUCCCGCGAACAAGGCAAGCGGCACACUGGACCAACCUACCCCUCAUGGGGAGACUCCGAAUGACAAAGCACAAAAUUUGGGCGUCCCGUCUACGGGCAAACAGGAUGAGACAUUCAAGACGGCCGAGAGCGGCCCGGCACUGAAGCUACCAGCUCUACCGAGCGGUGGCUUCUCGUUUGCAGGUCAGGCUGCGCGAUCCUUUUUUGAGUCAUCAUCGCAACACACUAUGGACGGUGUCAAAGCGCCUGCAUUGACCGUGCCGCCUGGCGGUUUUGCGUUUGGUUCGAAUCAAGUGAAGCUCGCGGGGGUGUCCAAGGACAGUCAGGUGCCCGGCGACGCCAACACGAAAGCGCCUAAGGACGAUGCGCCCAAAGACCCUAUUACGCCCCCAAAACCUACAGCCACAACUAAACCGAUCACAUUUGGAUCCGCUACGUCGCCUGCCUCACAUGUGCCGUUUGGCGCUGCUGGCUCGCCGCCAGUAGCCCCGCACCGCUUCUCGUUCGGAUCGAGCCCGAAAGAGGAUAAUUCACCCUUUACCAAGACGGCCAUUGGCCCGUCUUUUGCUAACACAACGGGUGUAGCGCACGGCGGCUCCUUCCAAUUUGGCGAGACGCCCAUCGCCUUUGCGGCACCCAACCCGGAGCCGCCCAAGGAGGAUGACAACAAUCCCUAG
Molecule: messenger RNA, 2442 nt
Organism: Malassezia sympodialis ATCC 42132
Lineage: Eukaryota; Fungi; Basidiomycota; Malasseziomycetes; Malasseziales; Malasseziaceae
Exons: 2
Coding region: 1-2442 (813 amino acids)
Source: RefSeq, a predicted model, not a curated record